GAGCGCAAGCAAGCAAUACCUGUAAGAGAAUGCCUUGGCACAAUAGUGUAUAUAUAUAUAUAUAUGUAAACCUGGGAAGCAAAGGCGGGGGAUUGAUUCGAAAUUGAAGAAAAAUCAAUCUCUUCCUUGUUACAGAAAAUAGAAUUGCAUGAGAUUCUCGAUAUUAUCCCUCCAUAUCUAUAAACUAUAAAACCUGUCUCGAAUCUCUUAACAGUGGUACUGCCUCUAAAUCUACCUACAAGGGUUGCUAUCACCUUCAAGCAUUGCAUCUUUUUUUUCCUUUCCUUUUUUCACUCUUCAAACUAUGCAUCUCUUUGUAAUCAAGGCUUAUUAUUAUUUUGGUUUCUUAGAAGUAUAAAGCUAGGUUUUGGUCUUAUGCUAAUCUUUUUUUCUUGUUUUUGGUUUGUUUUAGCUAAAAUCUUUAUUCAUUGUUUAUGCUAAAGAAUGCUAGGCUUACUACAUGGCACCCUUUCUGUAACAAUAUUUGAGGUUGACAAAUUACAAACUGGGUGUGGUUUCAAUUUCUUCAGUAGGGGUCCCGGACAGCAAAAUUGUGGAAAGAGAUUUCUGUCCCAAGUCAAGAGAGUGGUUCUUUGCAGGCCUGAGAUUGUUGGUACUGGACUGUAUGCGACAGUUGAUCUGGACAAGGCAAGGGUUGGAAGAACGAGAAAGUUAGAAGACCAACACUAUAAUCCUCAGUGGUACGAGUCCUUCCAUAUAUACUGCGCCCAUUUGAUCUCACAUGUUAUAUUCACAAUCAAAGAUGAUCAAUUUGUUGGGGCAUCAUUAAUUGGAAGAGCUUAUAUUCCUGUUGAAGAUGUCAUCACAGGGUAUAUAAUCGACCGAUGGGUAGAGAUACUAGAUGAGCAGCGUAAUCCAAUCGGUUCCAAGAUUCAUGUUAAGCUGCAAUUCCUGAAUGUUACUCAGGACAGUAGUUGGUCUCAGGGGAUCAAAACUCCACGCUAUGAUGGUGUUCCUUACGCAUUCUUUAAUCAAAGACAGGGUUGUCGUGUUACUCUAUAUCAGGAUGCUCAUGUUCCUAACAAUUUUAUUCCUAGAAUUCCUGUUGAAGGAAAGAGUUACGAAGCUCAAAGGUGCUGGGAAGACAUCUUUGACGCCAUCACCGAUGCCAAGUAUCUUAUUUAUAUAACUGGUUGGUCUGUGUAUACUGAAAUAACUAUGGUAAGGGAUCCUCAUAGGCCUAAACCUGGAGGCGAUAUGAAACUCGGGGAGCUGCUCAAGAAGAAAGCUGAUGAAGGUGUGAAAGUACUCGUGCUGGUUUGGGAUGACAGAACUUCUGUCAAGCAAUUUAAGGAGGAUGGCCUAAUGGGAACUCAUGAUCAAGAAACUGAAGAGUACUUCAGGAAUACCAACGUGCAUUGCAUUUUGUGCCCUCGUAAUCCUGAUGAUAGAAGAAGCAUUAUUCAGGGAUUUCAGAUCUCAACCAUGUUUACACACCAUCAGAAGACGGUGAUUGUUGAUUCUGAAAUGUCCGACAAUGCUUCACAGAAAAGAAGCAUUGUCAGUUUCAUUGGAGGCAUUGAUCUUUGUGACGGGAGAUAUGAUACACAAGAACAUCCUCUAUUCAACACUUUGGGCAGCAUCCAUUAUGACGAUUUCCAUCAACCUAACUUUCCAGGCUCCUCAAUCCAGAAAGGCGGUCCAAGGGAACCUUGGCAUGAUAUUCAUUGCAAGCUAGAAGGACCUGUCGCGUGGGAUGUCCUCUACAAUUUCGAGCAGAGAUGGAAAAAGCAAGUUGGCGAUAAAUUCCUUAUCCCACAAAAUGAGCUCCAAGCAAAAAUAAUCCCGCCAUUGCCUGUAUUGCAAUCAACAGAUACCGAGGCGUGGAAUGUCCAGUUAUUCCGUUCCAUUGAUGGUGGAGCCGUUUCGGGGUUCCCUGAGAAACCUGAGGAAGCAGCUGCAGUUGGCCUUGUUAGUGGAAAGGACAAUAUCAUUGACAGGAGCAUUCAAGAUGCUUAUAUCAAUGCAAUUCGGCGUGCGAAGAAUUUUAUCUACAUUGAAAAUCAGUACUUCCUUGGAAGCUCAUAUGGCUGGAGAUCGAAAGAUAUCAAGGUGGAGGACAUAAAUGCUUUGCAUCUUAUCCCAAAGGAGCUAUCCCUAAAGAUCGUUAGUAAGAUAGAUGCAGGAGAAAGAUUCAGUGUCUACAUUGUGAUCCCAAUGUGGCCAGAAGGUAUACCUGAGAGUGCAUCUGUUCAGGCAAUACUAGACUGGCAAAGAAGAACAAUGGAGAUGAUGUACUCUGAUAUUGCUGAAGCCCUUAAGAGGAAUGGAAUUCAAGCACAUCCUAGAGAGUAUCUAUCAUUUUUCUGUCUUGGAAACAGGGAAGCAAAAAAGACAGAAGAAUAUGCACCUUCAGAGAUACCUGAACCUGAUUCUGAUUAUGCAAGAGCUCAGCUGGCCCGUCGUUUCAUGAUCUACGUUCACUCAAAAAUGAUGAUCGUUGAUGAUGAGUACAUAAUCAUUGGAUCAGCGAACAUCAACCAGAGGUCAAUGGAUGGUGCAAGGGACACAGAAAUAGCAAUGGGAGCAUUCCAACCACAUCAUUUGGCAACUCAGCAGAAUCCUGCCAGGGGACAGAUAUGCGGUUUCAGAUUGGCACUAUGGUAUGAGCAUCUUGGGUUUCUUGAGCUUUCCUUCCAACAUCCAGAAAGCUCGAACUGUAUUAAAAGACUGAAUCAGAUUGCUGAUGAUCUUUGGGAAAGCUACGCAAGUGAAACUUUAGAUCAGGAUUUUGUCGGUCACCUGCUUCGCUAUCCAAUUGAAGUCGACAGCAAUGGAACUGUUACAACUCUGCCAGGAACUGAGCACUUUCCUGAUACCAAGGCUCGUAUCCUUGGCGCAAAAUCUGAUUUCCUUCCUCCAGUUCUCACCACCUAGCUUCAUCUUUAAUUGAACACGGUCAUUAAAUAUUGUACUAAAAGCAUUUCAAUGACUGUAUAUAUCGAUACUGCCAUAUGCAAAAGACAAUUAUUGAAUUCAAUCAUUAUUACUUUA
Messenger RNA from Ricinus communis (castor bean), 3015 nucleotides. Its product is annotated as phospholipase D alpha 1-like. Bases 445 to 2898 code for a protein of 817 amino acids. Gene Ontology annotation, cellular component: plasma membrane. Gene Ontology annotation, biological process: phosphatidylcholine metabolic process; phospholipid catabolic process. The transcript has 4 exons. The record is from RefSeq and is a predicted model, not a curated record. Lineage: Eukaryota; Viridiplantae; Streptophyta; Magnoliopsida; Malpighiales; Euphorbiaceae. Gene Ontology annotation, molecular function: calcium ion binding; D-type glycerophospholipase activity.